ACAUGACUCGGAUGCAGGUCUAUAAAUAGAAGCAAGCCGCUAGAGAAGCUCUGCAGUAUCAACUCUCGAAAAUGAAGGCCAUUUUACUCAUCAUCUGUCUUCUCUUAGCUUCCUCAGUUCUUUUUGUUCCUUCUUUAGUUUUAGCUCGAGAAUUGAAAGUCGAGCAAGCUGAUGCUCCGUACCGUAGAAUUAUAGGCAGUCCCCAGCGUGGAAAGCUGCCGCCAUGUGAUCGUAGUAGGAAUUAUACGCCAUGUUUACCAAGAAAAACCCAGCCGCCGCCGCCGCCGCCGCCGCCGCCACCGCCACCUCCACCUGCUAGACCUUGUCGCCGCUACACCUAUAAGCGUAAUUGCUUCCCGCCUCCUUGACAUCAGAAGCGCCAUGAGGUGGGACUACUGGUUCGGCAUAAAAAGCACAAAUCUUUUAUGUAUAUAUAUAUAGAUAUAUAUAUGGUUUUCCCGGGGUCUGUGAUGGCUUUACUUCGCAGUAGUGUUGAAAUAUGCACUGAUCAGAAACUAGCGGACGUUUGUCCCUCGUACUUAUAAUAAAUGAACUCCAAGGAGUCCAGUACGUACGUACAGUUUGAUGUAAUGUAUUAUAAAUGUGGGCAAUUUGAAAGGGUAAUAUAAUAUAAUCUAGGUAUUAUCAUACCAAGCUUUAGAUUCACAUGUAUCUCAAAUAAUCCGUUUCAAUAUUAAUCAUUGGUAAAUCAUAUAUAUUAUCAACCAUUGAUCUA
Molecule: messenger RNA, 736 nt
Organism: Carya illinoinensis
Lineage: Eukaryota; Viridiplantae; Streptophyta; Magnoliopsida; Fagales; Juglandaceae
Product: leucine-rich repeat extensin-like protein 6
Exons: 2
Coding region: 72-368 (98 amino acids)
Source: RefSeq, a predicted model, not a curated record